AAGGAGCCACUCUGCGGUAACCCGAGCCCGCAGUCCGGGCGGGCGCGACGGCCGCGGCGGUAGCUGGAGCCUCCGCGACUGCACCUCCAAGCGGCCCAGAACCCGCGGCUUCCCUGGCUCCCGCGAGCAUCUCACGGGGCGGCACUGGCCAGCGCCAGCCCUCGGGCCGGCCCGGAUGACCAGAAGCCUGUAGAUACCGCCGCCCUCUCCCGGCUCGGCGCAGCCGCCGCCCGCGCGCGACUCGCCCCGGGACACGGCACAGGUUGAAGAAAUAUGGAGAUCAACACAAAACUGUUCAUCAGUGUUAUUUGUACCAGCUUUUUCACCUUUCAACUUCUUUUCUACUUUGUAAGUUACUGGUUUUCAGCAAAAGUUUCUCCAGGUUUCAAUAGUCUCAGCUUCGAAAAGAAGAUUGAAUGGAACUCAAGGGUAGUAUCCACAUGCCAUUCUUUGGUGGUUGGUAUUUUUGGCCUGUACAUUUUCUUAUUUGAUGAGCCUACUAAAACUGAUCCACUUUGGGGUGGUCCAUCACUUGCAAACGUGAAUAUUGCUAUUGCCUCAGGCUACCUCAUUUCUGAUUUGUCCAUUAUGAUUUUGUAUUGGAAAGUGAUUGGUGACAAAUUUUUUAUAAUACAUCAUUGUGCGUCCCUGUAUGCAUACUACCUUGUACUGAAAAAUGGAGUGCUGGUAUACAUUGGGAAUUAUCGCCUGCUUGCAGAGCUUUCCAGCCCUUUUGUGAAUCAGCGGUGGUUCUUUGAAGCUCUGAAGUAUCCCAAGUUUUCUAAAGCUAUCGUUAUCAAUGGAAUACUCAUGACAGUAGUAUUCUUCAUCGUGCGGAUUGCCUCAAUGCUUCCUCAUUAUGGCUUCAUGUAUUCCGUGUAUGGAACAGAACCCUACAAAAGGCUUGGAGUUUUAAUCCAGUUAUCCUGGGUCAUUAGUUGUGUUGUUUUGGAUGUGAUGAAUGUCAUGUGGAUGAUCAAAAUUUCAAAAGGUUGCAUCAAAGUCAUCUCUCACAUCAAACAAGAGAAAGCCAAAAAUAGUCUUCAGAAUGGAAAACUUGAUUAAAGGAGUGCUACCGAUAAGCAAACUUCGUUACUACCCAGUAUUAUAUCUGCUGAUAGGGUGAAUUCUUGGCAUGUUCUUGUGUAUCUUUAUUAAUUAUAAUUGUUAUUCAGGAUUUCAGUGUCAUUUUUUUUAACCUUUAGAAAAGAGAAGGCCGGGCGCGGUGGCUCAUGCCUGUAAUCCCAGCACUUUGGGAGGCCAAGGUGGGUGGAUCACUGUGGUCAGGAGUUCGAGACUAGCUUGGCCAACAUGGUGAAACCCCAUCUUUACUAAAAAUACAAAAAAAUUAGCUGGGCGUGGUGGUUGGUGCCUGUAAUCCCAGCUACUUGGGAGGCUGAGGCAGGAGAAUCGCUUGAACCCGGGAGAUGGAGGUUGCAGUGAGCCGAGAUUGUGCCACUGCACUCCAGCCUGAGUGACAGAGCAAGACUCCGUCUCAAAAAAAAAAAAAGAGAAACUGAAAUUAAAAUUAAGUUUUCAUCCCAAGAUGUCUUUUCUGCCUUUCUUUUGCCUUAUUUAUAAGCAUGGAUAAAAAUCUUAAAGGUUUAAAUAAAAAUGAUCAAUAUAAUGGUGAAUCUUUUGAGAAAUCUCUUAACUGCAUUGGUAUUUUUCUCUGUGAAAGAUGACUAUGAUAAUCUGGUACAAAUGGUUUUAUGUCACCAAUUUUGCUGAAAGAAUGGGAACUGCUUUUAAAUCUGUAAAUAGCUCUUAACAUUUGUUGUAUGCACUCUUUUCUUACUAUGGCUGUCAACACUUGUGUAGGGUUUACUUUCUAAAUUGUUGGCAUGUUCUUUUUCUCAGGCUAUUCAGAAGUAACAACAUUUUUCAUUUCAGACAUGCAAUCACCUAUUAAUGAUGAAAUAUUUUACCACUUUGGGAAUAUUUAUUUAGUCAUGGAGAAUACGUCCCACAUUUUAAGAUUUCUCAAAUAUCACUGUCUUAUUUCUAUUUUAGCAUUUUAUCAAAUUAUUGCUUUUUUAUUUUAUAGUAAGGCUUAAGACAGAUUAUAGACCUCCUUAAGAGAUGAAUUUCUUCUUCUAAAAAUGCAUGUCGAUAGAGGACUAUUUAGGCUAAUAGGAGGAAUCAUUAAGAAAAAAAGCUUUAUUAUCCCUAUCUGCUUUCCUUGCAUUUUUUCUGUGAAAAAUAUUUUCUGUUUGCAAAAUCUUCCCUGAGUUCUGAACCCAGCACCAUCAGUACCAAAGUCUUAUGCUAUGUGUAUUUAUUAUGCUCCUGAAAUAGGCCUCUUCUUGAUGAGACCCAAACUAUUACAAAAAAAUCAGUGUUCAUAUUUUACUCACAAUUCAUACCCGUGCUUACUUAGUUGGCAUUUUAAUGCUUUGAAUUUCUGUCUAUCUUAAAGCACAGAAAAAAAAGAAGGUAAUUUAAUCCAAGUAUUCUAUCAUCAAAAUUAUUGUCUGAUUAUAUGAAGAUAGAUGACUGGUGACUCUGGUUGUGUGUGUAUGUGUUUUGCUUUUACUUUGAUUCUUGCAAUCCAAAUAUAGAAUUAUAUAUUUAUCUAUUACUGCCUUUAUUUAUUUUUUAAGCACUUGAGUUUAAUGAUUAUUCUUACCUGAGAAAGGAAGAAAUUUAAUUCUACCAGUGGUGAAUACUUGAAAUUAAUUGAACUCAUGCCAAAAGAUGUAAUCCAUUCAGUUUCGCGGUUUGAAGGAGAAUGUUUGACUGACUUUCAUUGUUCAUGCUAGCUGAAUAUAAUCAAGACUUUUGAUUUCAUUUGAUUAUUCAAUGCAGAUAGAGCCUGUUAAGUUUUAGAACAUUUAAAGAAGAUUGAAAUCUCAGUCAAUAACUAAGUGAUAAAAUGAGACUGACUGACUUAUACUAGGUACAUUUAUUUUUGAAAGAAUUAAUGUAAAAUAAUAGUUAUUUUUAAAGCAGCUAAUACUACACUGAUAAUUUGUUGCUAAAUUUAAUGCUGUCAACACCAUAGGUGCUUAAAUAUGUACUGGUUAACUAGAGGGGGGUAGGAAAGCAAGUGAUUUUAUCUUGUUCUUACCUUUUUGCAGGAAAAGUGGCUUUAAAAAAUUUAUAUAAUAAAAAUAUUUUGGAAAUUCUUUCUUUUAGAAAGAUAUCUUGAGAUAAAUAUUUUUUGACUCUGGAUAUUUCUCUAGUUCUGAACACAGAUUUUAAACCCACUAUCAAAAUGAAGACAGUAUAAAGCUAUAAUAUUAGUGAGUCUCUGUGUAGCAGUUUGUUUUUAUAGUUACUAUUCCAUGCUUAAAACUUCAUUCUUACUUUCAUUAAUGUUACCCUUCACUGGUAUAGCCACUCACUAAAUAAGUAUAUUUACAAUAUCAAAAUUUUGAACUAAAGUUUGUGAUUCCCUUAUUCAGCAAUCCUUAUCUUAUGCUGGCUGCAUGACAGUUAAUUCAACAUCUGGAUUAAAUACCCUAAAGUAGCUUCUAUAUUUCCUCAUACAACAGACGUGGAAUGGAAGUGCCACUAGAAACUGCCCUGCUACUUUAAGUCUGACCUUUGCAGGAGGUACACUUUGCUGUUCUAUGAUUGUAUUCACCUACCUAAAAUACAAAUGAAGACAGAACAUAUCAUUUACUACACAAUGAAUUUUUCAUUUAUUAAAUGAAAAACGUUUGCUAGACAUUUUAAAUAUUCAGUAUUUUGACUACACAGAUUAAAUGAUUCUAUCAGGCAUUCUGAUAUUUAACAACUCUAUUAAAAUAUUUAUAGAAAAAUAAAAGCAAAUCGAUAAAAGUUUUGAGCAAUUCUAUUUUUAUAGAAAAAAAUGACAACCUGUAAUUAUAAAGAUGUUUUUUGAAUGUGUAGUAUCCUAGACAAUAAAAGUUCUUGUGAAACUUAAAAAUGAAUAAAAACCAACUAAUAGCAUGCAAGAUCAUAGAUCCUGCAUUAAAUUUUUAUUUGCGAAAAUUUGAAAAUUAUAAGCUUUAACUUACAAAGUUUGCCUUCUUGGUCUAAAGUCUUUUAAAGGAUUAUUUGCAUUUAUGUAAAACUCAAAAUGAAGUUAUAUAUGAGUGCAAAGAAAUUAACUUCUGCUCAAAUAUGUGUUGAUACCCUACAGUAAGUUGAAUUAAGUUUUUAUCCAACUAUUUGAUUUUGUUAUUUCAUGGACUAGCCUUAUGUUAAGUGAAAUAAUAGUUAUGUUGUUACCACCCCUAAGAGUGACUCUCAUAUAUUAUGGAUGACCCAGGACUGUCUUAAAGGUCUAGUUUUAAAAACUGUCUAGUUUGUAAGUAUUUGAAUCCAGUUUCUUUUCUAAAUUUUAAUAAUUUGACUCAAAAUUUUUGCUACAGGGUCAACUUUUAAAUUGUAUACUUCCUCUGAGGCACACUGGGCAUUCGGAGAAUGGUUCUUCACUGGUGUUGAGAGCCAGGUUUACUAUUGGUUGCACCAUCUGUUAUCAGGCAUGCAGAAACAUUUUUCUUCUGGAGAAACAGAGGGGAAAGUGUUGUUAUAGUGUACAUGUUUUGUCUGUGUCAUUUUUUAAGGGAAAUAAACAUGUUCCAAAAGAUGCUGUUAAAAUAAAUAUUUGAACACGU
Molecule: messenger RNA, 4589 nt
Organism: Piliocolobus tephrosceles (Ugandan red Colobus)
Lineage: Eukaryota; Metazoa; Chordata; Mammalia; Primates; Cercopithecidae
Product: RWD domain-containing protein 3
Exons: 7
Coding region: 274-1065 (263 amino acids)
Biological process (GO): positive regulation of protein sumoylation; lipid homeostasis; positive regulation of hypoxia-inducible factor-1alpha signaling pathway
Cellular component (GO): endoplasmic reticulum; membrane
Molecular function (GO): protein binding
Source: RefSeq, a predicted model, not a curated record